Molecule: messenger RNA, 23001 nt
Organism: Lymnaea stagnalis (great pond snail)
Lineage: Eukaryota; Metazoa; Mollusca; Gastropoda; Lymnaeidae
Source: the annotation of a GenBank genome assembly
UGGUGUUUUCCCUAGAGGUGGCGCUGGUUCAAUCACCGCGUCACAACUCAGAGACUAUUUCAGAAAUAAUUUGAAAGGUUCGAUAAUCAAUUUUUAAAGCAUGGCUUCGCUGCCACCAAAAAGAAAAGUUUGCUACUACUAUGAUGGUAAGAUAUUUAUUCACUUUUAAAUAUAGUAUACUUUAUACUAUGUGUUUGUUAACCUGUAAUCAUUGCUGCAGUGAGCUCGCCAUGCAAGUCAAACUAGUCUUGUUGAGAGUGAUAUCGGAAUGACCACGGUCCCGCAUUUUUUUUUCACCACUAAAUUUUCAAUUUACCAUCCAUUCUAAUAAUCUAUUCUUAAUUAAGUGUAUUAGAAUUUUAUAUUAAUUGAAACACAAAGUUUUCACAAAAAUUUGAUUGGAGCAGUUAACCAUAUUAUUUUAAGGGAUAACUUUUUAUAAGGUAGCUGUCUUUGUACUUAUGAAUCCAUGAUAAAAACGACUGAAAAAGUAUGGUACACCAUCUAUCAGAUCUAGAAAAAUUAGGCCGAAAAUUUGAGUAUAUUACAACGUAACUUAAUCUGUAUGUAUCUAAACGCUAUUUUAAGAUGCAGUGCAUUUAAUUUAACCGAUUUGACUGUAAUUUAGAACACCUUUUUCAUAACUGGCAUAUGAAAUGUGAUAAUUAAAAGUAUGGAACACCAUCUUCCUUGUACUUGGUUUGCAAACUGUUAAAGAUUUGUAUAUUUAUUUGCAAAUGACAGGCUUGUAGUCAUUAUAAAUUGAAAUAGGGCUAUUUUAAGGACAAUAAAUAUAUUUUAUUUUAUCAUGGAUCAUCAAUAUUGAAAGGGAUAUUUUUUAUUUUUUUUAAGUAUUAUUAUUAUUAAAGUUUAAAGUAUUUUAAAAACCCUCUCAAAAGUGUGACUCCUCAAAAAUACUGAGACUGAGCUAAUACUAAUACUGGUAUUAUUAUUACAAACCUGUUUACUCUUACGAUUUUGGCGUACAAUUUAUGAUUUUGAGGUGUAUAAAAAUACUAUACUGUAUGUUUAUUUUUUUACUAUUAAGAUAAUGUAUGGGUAAUUUUAUUAUGAUAUUGUAAUUGUACGAUUUUAAGAGUUAGAGGGUAAACAGGUCUGGUAUUACUCUAUUAGUAAUACUAAACUAAGUAAUAGUCAUAAUCACAAACUGAAAAUAUUGGUAGUAAUUAAGCAUAAGCUGCAAGAAUCAUUUGACUUAGACUUUGUUUUUGAAUGACUGCCUCCUACAACUUUAGUACUUUAACUUUAAUAGAAAUAAAAUAAAUCAUAUGGCCAGUAUGGGGUCUAAAAUACCUCAAAAUUUAAAAAAAUAUCAUGAAAUAAUUUACACACACUUUUAACAGACUACCUCAUCCAAGUAUUUUUACCAAAAGUACCGUAAUGCAUAUAUUAUUGAAUUUAUUAUUUAGUACUUAGUUUAGUAGACCAAUACUAUUAGUAAGGCUGAUCUUUUAAUACUAUUUGAUCCAAUUAUUUUUAUUGGAAUAGAGAUAUACUGAGAUAGCCUGGUUAAUUUCCAGUCAUUUUUUGUUUCUUGAUUCCCAAUGUAACACUAUUGAUAGUUCUGCCACUGGCGGCUAAGAGGGUUGGGGUAAAAAAAAUCUCUUUAAAAUCAAUAGUCUACAUACUUAAUUAGGGUAGUACUUAGUAGUAUGGUUUUUUUUUUAAAUAGAAAAUGAGUAGGCUAAUUUAUUGUCAAUUAGAAUUAAAACUAUUUUGCAACUUAUACUUAUAGGCAAUGUUCCCUCUAAGGUUUGUUGGUUCGUGUGCAAAAUCAUAAAGUUGUGUGCAACUUUUUACAGCAUCAAUUUUUUUGGGCGCCAAAUUUUCAGCCUACAGACAUAAACACAUACUUAAGUGGAAAUUAGCUGCGCGGUACCCAAAACUGCUGCGCGGCGUCUGUGAGAUUAAUGCGCGGCCGCGCAGCUUAAAGGGAACAUUGCUUAUAGGUCUAGAGGUAUUGAAACCAACAUAAUCAGAGAAUAUCUGCCUUAUUGUUUAGGCAGUGUCUACACGUCCGGCGCGCCGGGCGUCUAUCUCCCGCACUAUGUGUCCGGCGACCAAGUCACAUGACCGCCGUAACAAAGUGGCGAGAGAUAUCGUGUCGGUCAGCCUUGUCACGUGACUGCGAAUAAUUCACAACUAUUGUUAAUUUUAAAAUCUAUUUCUCUACCAAGUAAUGUACUGAGUAUCUUGAAUGCAAAUAAUAGAAAAAGAAACUUAAGUGAAAGUGGCUUGUAAACAUUUUUGUUUAGUUUGUUAUUUUUUGUGUACCAGUAAUCCAUAAAAUGAUUUCAUUUUAAAUUAUUUCAAUUGCUACAAAAUAUUUAAAAACUUCUCAUGAAACUACUGUUGCUGAGGAACAUGAUAAUAUAAAUAUAUACAAAAUAUUUUAAUUAAAAUGGGAAGAAAAAAAACGACCCUAUCCCCGGUAUAGAUCCUCAAACAUUCCUAUCGUCAAGCAACCACUCUACCACAAGACCAGACAAGAUGUACUAAAUCGUAUUUCGUUUGGAAUUAUAAAAACUACUAGCCGUCCGGCCAUGUCCGGCGGUCACGUGACAAGUCGCCGGACGUGUAUCUUGCGCACUACACGUCCGGCGCGCCGGACGUGUAGACACUUCAUAUUGUUUAACAUAGACCAGAGUUAGCAACCUUUUUUCAUGGGAGGUACACCCUAGGCCUUUCCAAGAGUUAAGCGUCACGCUCACUAUCAUAUAAGUAAAAAAAAAAAUUACAAAUACUAAAUAACAAGAUGUAGUUAACAUUAAUGGCAUUUAAUACUAAAAGGUGUAAGAUUACACUGUAUUGCUCUAUAUCUCUGUCUUUAUCUGACACAUUUCUGUUAUCACAGAGUUGGACAGCUUGAGAAUAGGCUAACCUUUUCCUCUUUUCAAAUUUCAUCAUCAUCAUGUCUCUUAGUCCUUGGACCGUUGGGGUGCCACAGAUGACAUGUAAACUAUCCUCCUCCAUUCGUCUCUGUCUUCUGCACUGUGCACAGCAUUACCUAGUUUUAGUCCCGUCCACUCUUUGAUGUUAUCUUCCCAUCUUUUUCUCUGUCUUCCUCCUCUUCUCCCUCCUCUCAUUGUGCCCUGCAUGAUUCCUUGUUUUCUUGUCACAUGGCCAUACCAUUCCAGUUUGUGCUUUUUUACAGUCACCAGGAGGUCAUUGUACAGCCCAAUUGCCUGACGAAUCCUUUCUUUCAAUUGAUCAUUGGAGAUAUGGUCUCUAUAGCAGAUGCCAGGAAUGCUUCUGAAACAUCUCAUCUCCAUCUCCUUUAUUUUCCUUUCAAGUUAUGCUGUUAAUGUCCAGGACUCGCAGGCAUACCAGAAAGUGGAGAGGACUAAUGAGCGCACCAGCCUGAUUUGGUGCUGGGGGGCUAUACUUUUGUCGUUCCAUAUUUUCUUGAGCCUCUUUAGUGAUGUUGUGGUCUGAGCAAUCCUGGACAUCAAUUUGGGCUUGGAGCCUUCUUCCGAGACUAUUGCUCCUAGGUACUUGAAGCUGCAUACUGUCUCUAAUCUUUCCUUCCCGACCUUAAUUUCAGUGGUGAUGCCGGUGGUGUUAUAUGUCAUCAAUUUUGUCUUUUCUGCACUAAGUGGCAUGCCAAAAGAUGAUGAAGUCUUGUCGAGACGCUUUACUAGGUUGGCUAGCUCUUCUUCGUUCCCAGCCAGUCCAUCUAUGUGAUCCGCAAAGCGUAGGUUGGUGAUUGUUCUGCUAUACAAUGCUGACUGUCCCUUCAUGAGCUUCCAGAGCAUCUGACAUAAUUCUCUCUAAGAAAAUGUUGAACAGGGUGGGGGAGAGCAAGCAGCCAUUCUCCGAUAUUAUAGUUGAAGAAGACUGCACUGGUGGCCUUAUCAUAGAGGCUGCAAAUCAUUCUGGUUAGGUUUGUGUUGAUGUUGUAGUGCCUCCUGGUGGCCCAUAAAGCAGCAUGCCAAAUCCUGUCAAAUGUCUCCUUGAAAUCCACAAAGACCUGUUAUAGGUUUUGUUGGGGUUGAGCAUAUUUCUCCCAUAGUAUUCGGAGGUUUAGGGUCUGCUCAGUAGUACCACAUCCUUGUCUGAAGCCUGCCUGUUCUUCAGCAAUGAGUCUGUCGGCAUAUGGUCUUAGUCCGUUCAAUGUGACCUUUAGCAUGACCUUACUUGGGUGGCUUAUUAGGCUAAUGGUGCGAUAGUUUUGGCAUAGCUGUAGGUUACCUUUUUUGGGGAGGGUGAUGAUAGCGAUUUCAAAUUUAAAUGCCUAUAUAUACUCUCUUACUUUCCUCCUCUUGGGGGCAUUUUGUUUGGCACACAGGUUGAGGAGCUCUGACUUAGAUUAUUGUGAUAUUUUUUAAAGUUUGUAAUCUUAACUUUAUCAUUUUGUUUUUGUCUUUUUGGCAAACCAAUAAUCAGAUAUUUAAAACUAGUUGUCUGAUUUACUGGCCUUCUUAACUGGUACCUCAAUACUAGCUUGUGGCACUGCCUGGUUAAUUUCUGUGACAAGCAGGUGAGAUCAGCUUAUAUUAUUUGUUGAGAAAAUGUCCAGCUUUGUUUUAUUUCAAAUAAUAAAGUAGAUGAAGUUACAAAUAAUAAAUCUAUUAUAAGAGGGGGAAAAUGAUUCAGUGAGUCAUAGAAAUAUAUUAGGUACUUUCAUUACAGAUUGGCUAAGACCAGACGUGUUUUAUCGGAAAGGAAUAUUGAUUGAUGCCAGUUACUCUAUUUUAUCAAUUUUCAUGGGCAACAUAAUAAUUUAAUUUGUAAUUCUUUUCUGUGUUGUAACUUAUAAAUAUUUUUUAUGCUAUCUGUUUCUUUUAAUGUUUUUAAAUCCUUUAUAUUAACUUCGCUUUUGUUAGUGUGUUUGUGGAAAAAUCUUUGUAGGGCUAAGUGACCCAAUUCCCGUUAUCCUAUAGAGCUGAAACUUGGCACAUAGACUCGUUGUCGAUGACAACACAUUCUAUCAAAUUUUCAGCCCAACUCCCAAAUAAAUCAGCUUUACGUGUUUUUAAAGGGGAAGAUGAAUGAAAUAUGAUUUGUUCAAUGGAUUCAUGUUUUGGUGUGGAGAUUAAUUUUGUAGCUGUUGCUAUGCGAUCUGUAUUUGUGUUGAAAUAUUUCUUUAGUCUAUCAGGUUUUACAUGCACUAGGUUUUAUUAUAAAACCAUUCCCAUACCAAAAAAAUCUGUUGCUACAAUCACAUAAAUGAUCAAACAAUUACAAUUACAUAAAUGCAUAUAAAGUUUUGCUUAUACAUUCUUUUUUUUAGGGGUUGUUUUUAAUUACUUUCACAUUAAAAGAUUACAAGUGCCAAUCAGAAAGCCCUUACUGACUUUUGUUAUCAGUUAAUUCUGUCAUUGAACUGUUGUUUUUUUUUUUUUUUCAGAAUUUUUUUAGAUGUCAUGUCAUUUUAUUUCCAUUUUAAGUUGUAUAAAUUCAUUUUGUUCCUCAGGUGACAUUGGAAACUUUUAUUAUGGACAGGGACAUCCGAUGAAACCACACCGUAUAAGGAUGACACAUAAUCUUAUUCUUAAUUAUUUCAUUUAACUGUUUUUUUUUUUUUUUUUUCAGAAUUUUUUUAGAUGUCAUGUCAUUUUAUUUCCAUUUUAAGUUGUAUAAAUUCAUUAUGUUCCUCAGGUGACAUUGGAAACUAUUAUUAUGGACAGGGACAUCCGAUGAAACCACACCGUAUAAGGAUGACACAUAAUCUUAUUCUUAAUUAUGGCCUGUAUCGCAAAAUGGAGAUUUAUGUAAGUUUCCUUUCAUUAAUGCUGUAGUAUUAUAAAUGGCUUUUCAUUGUCCUCUUCUUUUUCAAAUGAUUCUAUUUUAUAGGAUAAUUGUGAUAGCUCCAGUUUUAUUGACUUAUUCUCAUUGCUGUCUUGAUUUAUCCUAAAGAGACCUCAUAAAGCAACAGCUGAAGAAAUGACAAAGUUCCACAGUGAUGAUUAUAUAAAGUUCUUGAGAAGUAUACGACCUGACAACAUGGCUGAAUACAACAAACAAAUGCAAAGAUGUAAGUUAUAUUAAUUUCUUGUCCCACCUACAUCAUGAAAAUCGUAUUUUAUACAUUGGGUUUUUGGCUGAUGGGUUUCUUGUACUACUUUGUACUGUGAUGUGUUUUAUCUACUAUCUGCUUGCUGUUAUAAAUUUGUACAGGAAAUAAAUAAUCAAUUUUUAAAGUAGGCCUAUAUGCUUUGGCUCCAAUUAUAUUUUCAGUAUGCAGCUUUGUUUUUGAUAUGUGCAGUAAGAUAAUGCUAUAAAAAUUUAUAAAUUAUUUGAAAAGGUCAACAGCAGUUUCACUGACUUCUUUAUUUCAGUCAAUGUGGGAGAGGAUUGUCCUGUAUUUGACGGGAUGUAUGAAUUCUGUCAGUUGUCGACUGGAGGGUCUGUAGGCAAGUACAAUUUUUUAACCUUAUCAAACACCAAUAAUUAAUAAUACAUGUAAUGUGAUGUCUUCAAUUCUCAUUUUAUUGUCUUUGUUUUACAAAGGGUAAAACUUUAAAAAAAGAACGUAAAAUGUAUAAUUCUGGUCUGAUUGCGUCAACACUUAAUUGAGUAGAAAGUUGUGUCCAGUUGGCGGUACUCUAAAUGAAAUACCUUUUAUUUAAAAGUUGUUGGACUGUAAAAAAUUUCAUUAACUUAAUGCACAUGUAAUUGUACAUUAUAUUGUUAUUUUUAAAUUUUUCAGCUGGAUCAGUCAAGUUAAACAAGCAGGCUGCUGACAUAGCCAUCAACUGGGCAGGUGGGCUUCAUCAUGCCAAGAAAUCUGAGGCCUCAGGAUUUUGCUAUGUCAAUGAUAUUGUCCUGGGCAUACUGGAGUUGCUCAAGUAAGUCAAGACAGAUGAAAUUUUAAAUAAUUAUACGUUAUUUAAAAUAUAACUGUAUUUAAAUAAGAUCUCAUUCGGCCACUGCUUGGCUGUCAAAAUUAGUCUGGUCAGUUCUCAAAUAACGUUCCCCAUUAUAUAUUUGAAUGCAGCAACUAAGGAUUGCAUUUAUAGUAUGAAGUUAAAUUGUAAAUGCAUUAAAGGGGUAGGCGCCCGAGAAAAUCUUAAAUUUUACCAAAAUUAUAGAAUUUUUUUUUUUCAUUUUUUGAAAGUUCAACAUUCAUAGAAUCGACUACAUAUAAAUUGAUACUAUUUUAAAACCGGGAUAACAAUAAAAAAUUGAUUUUGAACUCCCUACCUCACUGAAAAAGUUGACCUAAUUUUAAAAAGGUGGUGAAAUUUUGAUCAAUGUACCCUUCUUUAACGCCUAGAAAAGGCUAAUUUAAAAUAUCAGAAUAUGCCAUUAUAAUAUAUCAACGGAAAGGUAAUUUCGUAGGCUAUUUUACUAUCCUAAAAUACGCGCGGUAAGUAUAUUGACCAUAAAUAUUCGAGCCCUCAAAUGUAUCGAAAAUAACAUUAUUUCAUUGGUCGACUAUUUUUCCAAUUUUUUCAUUGGAGUAAAAUGUUAGUAACCAUGACUCUUAUUUAUUCACGCAUGCGCAUCCCAGUAUUUUCCUUCAAAUUUUACUUCCUAGCGGCUCAUUUCUCAGCCUGACUCUGUUCCGACAGCACUGCUUUCCAACAUUUUUUUCUAGAAAUAAAUUAUACGCUCAUCCAAGAUGCCUAAAUAGGGAUACCGAUAUGGUAAAUGCAAGAAAAAUACAAAACCUAGAGGAAUUCACUCACGGAAACUAACUGAACCUUUGAAUUCAAGGUAAGAUUAAAUAUUACUACUAGUACUAGUCUUAGUAGUAAAAUUAGAAAUCAAGACCACGAUGGCCAAGCCAUAGUUCAUACUAAAAGUACUAAAACUAUUAUUAGUGGUAGAAGUCUCUUUUUUAAAAUUAGUAGGCUUAGUGUGACCAUGCUUCAUGUUGUGUCAAUUGUUUAGUUUAUCGGGAUUAGAAAUUAAGACCACGAUGGCCACGCCAUAGUAGUUCAUACUAAAACUAGUAUUAGUGGUAGAAAUAUCUUUUUAAAAUUAGUAGGCUUAGUGUGACCAUCUGCCAAGAGUGAUGCUCCACUGUCCAUAGCGAGACACCCUGUCCAUACCAAGACACCCUGUAGACGCCGUGUCUUUUACUCUGCACUCAUUCUAUACAAACAAGGACAUUGGCAAUUCUUGUUGUUUACAUUGGGACAUGAUUGACAAUUGAGGAACUUUAUAGCAUAAUUAUGGUUUAACAAAAGUUUUUGUCAGGGGGCAUACAUUACAAAACAAAUUAUUUUAAAAUCAUACGAAGACCUCAGCUAAUUAAUUCAUUUUAAUGAUGAUGGAAAUUAAUUCAUGGCUAUUUAUUUCAAUUGGACAUACAACUACAAAUUUUUUUAAAUAGUUUUUAAGACCAUAAACCUAAUGCAAACUACUUCAGAUUAAUAAAUAAAAAUAAUUGUUAAUUGAUGUUUAUGUUACUUUAUUUUUUCCAGUUCAUCUACGGUUGCUGACUUGAAUGAGCCUCCAGUGCCUGCAGUCAUGACAGAAAAUACUGAUCCCCUAAACAGCAGUAGAGCGGAGCAGAAGUUUACUGUUUACAAUAAUGCAACAGAAGGAAUAGUGAUAACAAUUCCUACACAAUUGUACAUCAGAGCUUCCUCCAGGCUCUCAUAUCAGCAGUGGGAUGUGCAAAUUGUAGAGGCAACAGUCUACAGCUAUUUACAAAAAAAACAAAUGGUAUGGCUGCCCAUGUACAAAUUUACUGUCCAGACUGUAUGUCGGAGUAGUCAGAUUGGACAUCUCCACAAGUAAAUAAGCAGUUCGACAUUAAUUACCGAACAAUCAUCGGUUGCAAAGACAAUGGUAUUGGGUACGCCAAGUUGCAUUCGUUGCUUUCAGUCAUGAAUAUGCAAUCACAGAUGCACCACAAAACCUAUUAUAGGUUGUCCAAAACUGUCAGCACAGCAGCAAAAGAAGCAGCAGAAGACGCAAUGUGCCAUGCUGCUCGUGUUGUUUGCAAAAGAGCUAAAGCAGCAGACCCUCAGCCAGACCAAGCCAAAAGUAAAACAGGUUGCCCCAUCAUCACUGUGUCAUAUGAUGGCACUUGGCAAAAGCCAGGCCAUUCAUCGCACAACGGGGUGGGCCUUGCGAUCGACGUCGACAGUGGCCUAGUUUUAGACACGCAGGUAAUAAGCAAUUAUUGCAAAAUGUGCGCAGUUGGGCCAAAGCCAGGUUCACUUGAAUAUCUAACCUGGAUGGAAGCUCACAAAGCAAAAUGUCAGAAGAAUCAAGAUUGCUCGUCCAAUGCAAUGGAGACUGUGGCAGCCAGGAUGAUCUUUUCAAGAUCAAUUGAGAAGAGAAAAUUAAUUUAUGGCACAAUGCUUUGUGACGGAGAUGCAAAAGCAUUCAAUGAAGUGCAGAAAUGCUAUGAAAUUGAAGUGUCAAAAGAGGACUGCAUUAAUCACAUUGCAAAAAGAAUGUUUAAUGCUUUGGAAAAUUAAAAAAAAUCAAACAAACAAACUUUAAAUCGAAAAUUAACAAAGCCAGUUAUUGAAAAAAUAACAAACACCUAUGCAAAAAACAAUGCUUUUAACAACUGAUUGCAGUUAAAAAUGAUGUUGUCCAUGAUGAUCUACAAAAAAAAAUAUGUAACAUCACCAUAUUUCUGUAAUAAACACUUUUUUUUGCACUUUGAAAGUUUAAAAUUGAUUUUUCUCAAAAUUGUUUUUUUUUGUUGUUUUGAAACGUAGAGUUCUAAAAUCUCAGCUAAUAGACAAGCUAGAGUUAUAAAAUUUGGUGUGUACCUUCCUUUAACUAUUUUGUGGGUAAUGAGCUAUUCAAAAGUUAAUUUGGUCAAUUACUUUUUUAAAAAUAUUUUUUUUAAAUUCCCAGGAUGCUAAAUUUUAAGCGUUUUCUGACGAGGCAAAUUUUAAAAAUUAAAAAAAAAAUGUUUCAAAUAGUUUAAAGGAAAUUUAACUAGCUCAGUACCUCUAAAUAUAAUUUAAAUUCAUGAAUCAAUCAUUUUUUAAGCAAUAUGUAUGUUUGUUUUUAAAAUUUUAGAACUCUACAAAUAGGUGUUAUUUUCAAGAUGGCCGAUUUAACUAGCUCAGUACCUCUAAAUAUAAUUUAAAUUCAUGAAUCAAUCAUUUUUUAAGCAAUAUGUAUUUUUGUUUUUAAAAUUUUAGAACUCUACAAAUAGGUGUUAUUUUCAAGAUGGCCGCCGUUGCCAUGGCAACUGUGUAAUUUUUUUCUUCUUUUAAAGCAUGAAAAUAUAUCUCCAUUCAUAGCUAAACAUGACGAUAAUAAAAUAGUUGCUCUAAGUUGGUUGAUUAAAAAAAAAAAUUUUUGGUAGCCUGCCCCCUUAAAAAGUCUAAUUCAUUGGUGUCAUCCUAGGUAUCAUCAGCGUGUUCUAUAUGUUGACAUUGAUAUUCACCAUGGUGAUGGUGUUGAGGAAGCUUUUUACACGACAGAUCGUGUGAUGACUGUUUCUUUUCACAAGUAUGGGGAAUACUUUCCUGGCACAGGGGACUUGAGAGUAUGUUCAUUGAAUUCUUAUUUUAAAUAAUAAUUUUAGGCAAAAUUUCAUUAGUACCUACUUCACUUUUGCAAUGAUAAAAAAAAUAUACACUUUGUUAACAUUUACAAAUUGUUAGGUCUUUUAUAAUUAUUGUACUAUUUUCUUUCCUUUAGGAUAUAGGUGCUGGCAAGGGCAAAUAUUAUGCUGUAAACUUCCCCCUCAGAGAUGGUAUUGAUGAUGAGUCGUAUGAGAGUAUAUUUAAACCAGUGAGUUAAUUCUUUAUUACUUACAAUAUGAAAGCAUUAUUCUCCUCAAAGAUUUUACGGUUUAAAAGGUACAACUAUGAAUAAAAUGUCUAACCUUUGUUUUGUUACCGGUAUCUUCAAAAAUGAAAAUAUGUUUCAGUGAAAUGUUGAAAUUAGAUUCAUUAAGUGCUGUCACCAACAUUCCUCAUACAUUUUACUUGUAGUUAAUAUUUGAUAUUAUACAUGCAUGCAUACAGUUAAUAUUUACAAUGUUACUUUCACAACUGCCCAUAUUGUGCUACCCAAUUAAUUAUUUCUUUGAGCUAAUAGGAACCGGCUAUGAUAAUUGUAAUAAUCUUGGUUUUUCUUUUCAGGUUAUAACAAGAGUAAUGGAGAUGUAUCAACCUAGUGCCAUUGUUUUACAGUGUGGAGCUGAUUCACUAUCUGGUGAUCGCUUGGGUUGUUUUAAUCUUACACUGAAAGGUAAGCUGCCCUGACAUGGUUGUUAGAUUUUAUACUUCAGUAGAAUCAUGUAGAGCAAAGUGUAAUAAUGGAUAAAAUGAAAAACUCUGACUUCUUCUAGACAAGAAUUACGGUUAAUGCUUGAAGGCAAUGGAAUGAAUAUAAAUGAGAAACAUGUUUAAGUAAUAAAAAAAAAAGCAGUACAGAAAACAAUCCCACUAAAAUGUUACUGGUAAACUAACAUAAUUUUUUUUUUCAACAAAGGUCAUGGAAAGUGUGUUGAAUUCAUCAAGAAAUGGAACUUGCCUGUAUUGUUGCUUGGUGGGGGAGGCUAUACCAUUCGUAAUGUUGCUCGUUGCUGGACAUAUGAGACCUCCAUAGCCCUAAAUUCUGAUGUGGCAAAUGGUAAUCAACUAUGAGAUAUAUUGUGGAUUCUGUUGUUGUUACCGAGACGCUGAAACCCUCAGUUAUUUGUGUCUGACCUCAGCGGCCAUGCUUUGUGUUGUUAUAUAAGAAACAUGACAUUUUAUAUGGUGGCAUUUUGACCUGUUAAUUUGAAAGUAAUAAGUCAUUUACUACUAGGUCAUCAAUGUUAUAAUUUCAUUUGUUUUGGAGGAAAAAAUGUAGAUAUUAUUUUAAAACGGCGUUAUUACUGAUUUAUAAUUGUAAUAUUAAAAUAAUUUAGCCUUGUAUUGCGUGACCCAUUUACUGAUAAGAAUUUGACAUAUAUUUUUAGAACUGCCUUACAAUGACUACUUUGAAUACUAUGGACCAGACUUUAAACUCCAUAUCAGUCCAUCCAACAUGGCCAACCAGAAUACACCUGAAUACAUGGACAAAAUCAAGUUAGUCGCUCUAUAGUUAUUUAAGUGUCUUAUUUCUAAAGCUGCCUAAAUUUCCACAAUAUGAUGUCUGUAUUUAGUCCAAAAAUCAAGUUUUCAGUUUUAAUUUAACAAGAAGAAUUUAAGGUCUUUGCCUUUGUUGGAACUCAUAUCUUUUUAAGGGGUUAGGCACCCGAAAAUAUCUAAAAUUUUCAAAAAUUGUCCAUUUUUUUAUUUUUUCAUUUUUAAGUAGAUAAACAUUCUUAGAAUCGAUUACAUAUCAAUUGAUACUACUUUUUAAAAGAUUUGUUGUGAAACAACUGAUAUUUAACACCCCUCCCCACCUUAAAAAUUGACCUAAUUUUGGAAAUAAAAUAAAAUUCAUACAUAUCCCAUGUUUGAGACCUCAAAAAACUAGUUUUAAAUAACAUAAUAUGCUAUUAUUAUAUAUCAACGUAAAGGUAAAUUCAAGCAGUUUUUUUUAUUUUUAGAAUCGAAGUCAGUAAAUAUAAUUGCUACAAAUAAUCGGAUCCACAAGCGAAGUGUGUGUAGGAUUUUCUUCACUUCUAUUUAUAUAAUUAUUUUACCGAUUUUCAUUGGUCCGAACCGAGGGUAACCAAGAUACCGUUGACUCGCGCAUGCGCAAAUGCGUUGUUUAUGCGUGUUUACCGGAUCAUGGUUCUGUGUACAGAACGACAUUUUGCAAACGAAAGCAUCAGCAUAUUUUGAUUUUAAAAUACACGUUUACAACCUUACCCAUUCGGUAAAAGCCAGAAAUUCAAGGUAAGUAUACUAAAAAAAUGACCUUAAUUUAGCAACAUGCAAUCGGUGAUAGUUGAAAUUAUUCAGUUCGGACGUCAGUACUGUCACUGUGUUGCCUUGAACUUGAUGAUUGAUCGUGCGUGUGGAUUGUUUGUGAGUUUAUGUUUAGCUUAUGCCUUAUGCGGAGAAUUGCAUAAGUUUCUACUAUUAGUCUUUAUAUUUACCAAUCAAGUGAAUUGUUAAAUUAUAUGAAUCCUAAGCCUAUUUAUUUAUAGUUGUCUAACAAAACAACAUUGAUAAAUAAUCAAGAAGUUCAAAGUAAAUACCAUAGGCAUAGGCCAUGAUAGGCUAAGACUAAGGCUAGGACUAAAACAACAACGCAAUAUGCCGUAAUACUACUAUAAUUAUGGCAUGGUAUUAGCAUUAGCAGUAUGAGGAAAAUAAUUCGUAUUAGAAUCUUUUAACUCAAAUAGUUUAAUCUUAGCCUUAUUCAUUUUUUUUAUCUGCAUACAAUACAAUUAUUAAUAGUAAUAGCUAAUUAGUUUUAAUUUCUUAUUUAUAAGAAUAAGAUCAGUUCAAUUAACUAAUAAUAGUAAUUAUAAUAAAAUAAGUAUUUAGUUUAGCAAUCCUAAACAUCUAAAUAAUACUAAUAUUGUAACACACCUACUCUGACAUGGCGUGGGAGCUUAUUUCUUAUGCUGUGGGUUAUGUCAGUAGUAUGGUUACUUAUGUUAUGUUGAUAUUUCAGGAUGCCGACUAAGGCUUCUUCAAUCUUCCACUUAUAAUCCGGGCACGCAAAUAAGAAUACUGAAUCCUGGUUAAACUUACAGUACUUUAUUGAACACACUUUAUAUUGAUAAUAUUAAUAAAUAAUCCUUGCAUGAAUGUAAUUUCACAUAUAUAUCUAUAGUAUUCCAUCAUUAAGAAAGACACGUCCUCACACUAAACUGUCAACUGUCUAAUCACACAGCUCUCACGCUACUGACUCUACUGCUCUGCGCUCAGCUCUCUACUAUCUCAGUCAACUCAUACUUUAUUACCAGCAAAGCGUGCAAAACAACCGCUCUGACAAAAACAUAAUUUUACUCUCCAAAAACGUGGAGUUCACAUUUGCAUCUCAAAAUACAUGGUCAACACAAUUCACUGUUCACUCAUGCUACCUCUCUGUUUUCAUGUGAAAACAUAGUCCGUUACAUGCCCCACCCAUCUGAAAAAAUUUUGUGCAACAAAAUUUUUGGCAUUAUAUGUUGAAAUAAUGAUAAUGUCUCUUAGAAAAUUUCAAUGCCACAUCUAACAAUCAAAUCAGUGUAACAACAUUAACAUUUCAUCAUUAUGAAAUACAGGGCCUUUUACUAGUGAAUAAUUUACCCUGGCAAAAAAUUACAAAAUCACCAAUGACAACCUCUUAAAAUCUUUAUGUAUGAUAAUGUGAAGUGACAUUAACAUCUUAAUGAAUAAUAAACACUGCAAAAUGAAUGUAACAACCUUAAAUUUUGCAUUAGAAGAUUUACAAUUGGUUAAAAUCUGAUAUUCAUUUACAAAAUUGAUAUGUACAAGUGUCUUAUCAAAAAAAUGGUUGAAUGUGUAUUUUAAUGAUCUUCAUGCUCAAUUUAACCUUAAUGUUAUUGUCAUUGUCUAAUCUUAAGAAAAAGUUGAUGACCAAGAAUGUAAACAAUUUAUACAAUAGUUCUGUAUUGACAAUUACCAUAUUUGAAAAAAAUUUUGUUCUUAACAGCUAAUAAUUGAUUUAUUAGAGAGUUUUAUGCUAGGUUAGCUAACAUGGAAUGUUAAGUAUUUCUCCGCACUGAAGAAAAUGACAAUUGUGAUCUGUUAUCUCUUUGUCUAUCUCUUUCCAUAAAAUUGUUAUUUGUAGUUGUGUAAUGUUCUUCUUGAAACUUGUUUUCUCUGUCUUUGAUUUCAUUAUUGAAUUUUUCAGCCUGUCUAUAUUGUUGAUGAAUGUUUCUUGAAUUUAGUCUAAAAAUGUGUUUUGCCCUGUCUGAUUUUUGUUCUGUAUAUGUUUUAUUAAGAAUUCCUUUGUUAUGUUGUCUUGUUAUGCUAUGUGUUGGAUUCAUGUUUAAAUGUCUUCCUCUUAUCCCUUCUGUUAUUAGAUACUUAGUGUUAUUGCUUAGUUCUUUUAUAUUGCCAAUAAUUAAUGGACACACUGGAUUAUCCAUCACAACUGCUGUUACAGAUCCUGUGAUCCAUGGACAGUCUAUGUCCACUACUGCUUUAUAACAUUCAACUUUUGUGUUAUUUGCUAACAUGACUGUGGUUUUUUCAGAUAUAUGGUCUUUAGGAUCAAUCAAUUUUUUGUCAACUACUAUUGUUGUACAACCUGUGUCUCUUAGACACUGAACAAGUUGGUUGUUUACAUAAGAAGGAAAAAAUUGUAAACUUCCUUCACUGUGACAUGCGCUAGCUAAAGUUUCAUGUGGUUUGGUGUUUUGUCUACUGUUAGUCUGAUUGGAAUUAUAUCUUUGAUUUUUAUAUGGUUGUCUACUCCUAUUUGCACUGUUGUAUCUAAUUGGACUACUGUUGGGUGAUGUUCUCUGAUAGUAUUGUUGUGAAUGUCCUAAAUCUCUAUGUAAUUUCCUACACUCAUAUUUUUUGUGACCUGGAAUGCCACAGUAGAAACAUUUGUUGUUGUUUGAAUAAUUAGUAUAUGGUGUCUGGUAAUUGUUUUGAUGACUUUUCUGAAAUUUAUUGUUUUGCCAUCUGGCAGGUAGGCUGUGGUAUCUUCUGUUUUGAUAUGUGUUUUGUUUUUGACUGUCCCUAUCACUGGGUGUGUUUCUAAUAGAGGCUAGUGUGCUGUUUCUAUUGUCUAGCUCUUCAUUGGGGUGAGCAUCUUUAAAUGUUGUGAUUGAGUCAACUAACUCACGCUCAUUUUUAAUCUUUCUCUCUUUAAGGAAUGAAAAUAAAGAGACUGAUGCAUUUCUUAAUAUUUUGUCUAUGAUAAACAUAUCCAGUAAUGCUUUUGGAUCAUUUAGGUCAAUUUCAGUUAAUUCAAGCCAUUUGACAAGAUUGUCUCUAAUAUUGAAUAUGGUGGUGUUAGGAUCUACUUCUCUCUCUAGUCUUAUGUUGUGGAAAUUUUUUCUAUAAAUGUCUUCUGUGUUUCCAUAGAACUUUAACAAAACUUUCUUUAUAUAGUUAUAAUUAUUCUUUUGUUCUUCACUGAGUGAAUUAAUAAUACUUAGGCUUUUCCCUGAUAAUCUGCUCAAUAAAAUAUUAGCCCAAGUCUCUUCUCUAUAGUUGUAAGACUGACAGAUGCCCUCAAAUUGUGAUAGAUAACUAAUAAUUUCCUCUUUAUGUUCAUUAAAUUCUCUAAAUUUAGGUUUGUAUGUGCUAUUGGUUUCUCUAUUGCUUGUUGAUGGUGUAUGCUGUCCUGAUUCUAUUCUAGCUCUUUCUAGUUUUAUUUCUUCCUCUCUUAAUUUCAUAUCCUGUUCUCUUAAUUUAAGUUCUUCUAUUUCCUUUUGUCCUUUUAAUUUUAGUUCUUCUAUUUGUUUAAGGUCGCUUCUCUCUAACAGUCUAGCUUCUCGGUCUUUGUCUUUAUCUUGUCGGUCUUUGUCUUUGUCUUGUCGGUCUUUGUCUUCUUUCUGUUUGUCCCUAAUUUUGUCCAUCUCACGAGUUACGAAGUCAGCUAAUUUCUCCUGCUUCAAGCCAAGCUUCUCACCUACUUCUAAUAGUUCUAAGUACUCUGCCAUUUUUAGUUAUAAUGUGAGUAAAUAAAAUUAUAUUGGUAUGUAUCAGUAUAUCAGUUAUCUCCUUAUUCUUUGGUUAUCAAUUAAAAUAGUUUUCGAUCUUUCAUAUAUCUACAUGUUAAUGAAUGUAUACACAAAUGCAAGUUGAAACAUGAAUUAUAAGUUAUAAAUAAGUGUAAGAAAAAUUUAAAGUAAUUAAAUUGUCUACUUCACAACAUAAAUACAGAUAUGUAGACGUUUACAUGAAUACGAAUGAGACAACAAAUACAAAAGUACUGUUUAGUUUAUGGACCACAAGAUAGUAGAAAAUAUGACAGUAGGUUGACAAUAUGUAUAACAAUGACAAGACAAAUAUAACAAAUCUGACAAGAUAUACUAAAAAACAACAGUUAUAACAAUGUACAAACUAGACUUCACCGCUAACACAGAAUUAUCCUACAGUGUUAUAAAUAGGGCCAGAAGAAACCUUUACCGUUUUAAUAAAAAAACUUCCCUAGGAAAGAUAACACCGUGGAUGUCCCUACAGUAUACUCUAAAAUUAAACUUAUAUUAUACUUGCUCCUCUGUGACGCUAUGAUCUCUGUGUAGUCGAUAAUCCUUCUAUGUAGAUAGUGUACUUGGGUAAAUACUCCAAUGCAAAAGUUAUAUAAUCCAAUGAAAAAGUUACAACACAAACUGCUUCAGUAAUCCAAUGCAAGUACCUUGCGUAAUAGAAGUAAUAGUGUAAUAAUCCAAUUGAAAAUAGUGUACUUUCUCUCCGACUCAGUUGAUCUUGCGAGUAAUUAAAGAAUUACUUUACUUGAAAUGCGCACUAGGCUUUGUGCGGCUUGUAUAAAGUGAAGAUUAUGCUGGGGAAAUCUUACUUUCGAUGUCUUGAUACACACAUCUCAUCUGUAAUAACGUCAGACUUCUACUUCUGUUGGUCUUGUAAUAUGUAGGCUUACAGUAAAUCUUUGCUACAGUUGUAAAUAACUUGAAAAUUUUCCUUUGUGCGGAUUGUUCAGUCUAUUAUUAUUUACCUCUUUGUAGUUAUUCUAAAAUAGAUUUCUUGCUGCUGUGUUUCUCCAACUGGGUGUGUUCACUCCGCUAAGUAGGUUAAAUAGUUGCCGUGUACCAGUUGACUGAACUCUGAACUCCCGUGACUGACCUCAAUUGUCGGCUAACUCUGUGUGUAGUGAACUUGUCUCGGACUUGAUUGAUAUACGGUCAUAAUGGCGUUCGCUGUAUUCUUCCGCUCGAAUUUUAAAUUAUAUAUCGUUGUUACUCAAUGUUCUGUUCCGCAUUUCUGACACUUCUUUACAAUAUUUGUAACGCAUCGUCGUUACACCGCUUCUGACACCAUUUGUAACACACCUACUCUGACAUGGCGUGGGAGCUUAUUUCUUAUGCUGUGGGUUAUGUCAGUAGUAUGGUUACUUAUGUUAUGUUGAUAUUUCAGGAUGCCGACUAAGGCUUCUUCAAUCUUCCACUUAUAAUCCGGGCACGCAAAUAAGAAUACUGAAUCCUGGUUAAACUUACAGUACUUUAUUGAACACACUUUAUAUUGAUAAUAUUAAUAAAUAAUCCUUGCAUGAAUGUAAUUUCACAUUUUAAUAAAGACACGUCCUCACACUAAACUGUCAACUGUCUAAUCACACAGCUCUCACGCUACUGACUCUACUGCUCUGCGCUCAGCUCUCUACUAUAUCAGUCAACUCAUACUUUAUUACCAGCAAAGCGUGCAAAACAACCGCUCUGACAAAAACAUAAUUUUACUCUCCAAAAACGUGGAGCUCACAUUGGUAUCUCAAAAUACAAUUCAUUGUCCUCGUGGACAAAAACAUGGUCAACACCAUUCAUUGUUCACUCAUGCUACCUCUCUGUUUUCAUGUGAAAACAUUGUCCGUUACAAUAUUAAUAGGCUUAUUGAGAUCAUUUUCAAUAUAUUAUUUGCUAAAUAAUGUUUAUAUAAUUUUUUAAUUCCAUUCCAGCCCCCAAUUAGUUCUACCGAGCCGAGCAAAAGUUAAUUCUUCAGUGACAAGAAUUCUACAGAGGGACUGCGAAACAUUGAUUUGAAAUGAUCAUAAUUCAAAGCUUUUACCAAUUUUCUUCUGUCUGCAGUGGAAUGGACGAAUUGCAGAAGCCAUAACUUACAGCUGAUUGCAAAACAAAAUAGUAAAUACUAUGAACAUAACAAUGACUAGAUUGUGAGUGGUUAGAUUGUUCAUAUCAACAACUGGAUAAUCAAGUCAUUAUCAAUUAUAGACUCUAAGGCCUGAAGGACAAUGGCAUGGACUAUGAAAAGUUGCAAUCUAUGAUAUCUGCGAUAAACAAUCCAGCUGCACCGCAAAAUUUAUAACCUGCGCAAAGUUUAAAAACUGCGCUAUGCCGAAGACAUGAAACAUUUAUGAGCAAGUAUCUUCCCAAUUAUUACAUUUCUAAUAGACAAAUAACUCAUUCACCUCUGGUAUGAGGGACAUCUUUGAUGAAAGAAGUACACAGAAUAGGUACAAAAGUUUCAACAUAGCAUUGCUGCCAUGAAACUAUGCUUUAAUUUCAGUGAUGGUGACAGCAACAUAACCUUGUCAUCUAAGCAUGGUUAAAAGGAUCAUGGACAAAAGGGUUGAUUGGGGACUUUGGAUAACUUGUGUUAUAUUAUAAUGCUGAACAAAAAAUUCUAAUACAACACAAAUUAGCUUUAUUCCAGAGGAAAAAAAUUUUUUGUUUAAAAUUGUGAUUUUGACGAGAGCACCUGAUGAAGUUCAAGAAGUUAAAACCCAUGUUCCUGGUGCAUUCUUGUUUAAAAUUGUGAUUUUGACGAGAGCACCUGAUGAAGUUCAAGAAGUUAAAACCCAUGUUCCUGGUGCAUUCAACAGUUCAAUAAUAUAAGAAACCACCAUGUCCAUGUUGCUGAACAAAAAAAACUAUGUAAAAGAACUUCAUUUUCAUAUUAAACUUAAAAUUUUUCACUUUUAAAGUUUAAAAUUGAUUUUUCUCAAAAUUGUUUUUUUCUGUUGUUUUGUAACGUAGAAUUCUAAAAUCUCAGCUAAUAUACAAGCUAGAGUAAUAAAAUUUGGUGUGUAUCUUCCUUUAACUAUUUUGUGGGUAAUGAGCUAUUCAAAAAUCAAUUUGGUCAAUUACUUUUGUUAAAAUAAUUUUUUUCAUAUCCUAGGAUGGUAAAUUUUAAGCGUUUUCUGCCGAGGCAAAUUUUAAAAAUUAAAAAAAAAAUGUUUUGAAAAGUUUUAAGGAAAUUAAACUAGCUCAGUACCUCUAAAUAUAAUUGAAGUUCAUGAAUCAAUCAAUUUUUAAGCAAUAUGUAUGUUUGUUUUUAAAAUUUUAGAAUUCUACGAAUGGGUAUUAUUUUCAAGAUGGCCGCCGUUGCCAUGGCAACUAUAUAAUUUUUUUUUAUUUUAAAGCAUGAAAAUAUAUCGCCAUUCAUAGCUUAACAUGACCAUAAUAAAAUAAUUGCUCUAAGUUGGUUAAUUAAAAAAAAAUUUUUUUUGGUAGCCUGCCCCCUUAAUUCAUUAUCUUUCUCUGUCAAGGACAAGGUUAUUUGAAAAUCUAAGGAUGCUGCCUCAUGCCCCUGGUGUACAAAUGCAGGGUGAGAAUUUAUUUUAUAUAUUUUUAUGUCCACACAUUAACACUCUAUACAAGUGGUCAAAACUAAGUCGAUCCUAAGCCAGUGGACUGGAGUUCGAUCCCCAGAAAAUGCAGAGACAAGCAAAAACAUCACCAGCACGGCCAGGGGGAUGGGACUCGUUAACCUUGGAUGGCAUCUCAUAUAAGAGAAGGCAAACUCUGGAAUCAAACCUGGAGUUGGAGUCUCUUUAGGGGCAUGACAUUGAUAAAAGAAAUGUCGAAGACAAUGUCUGGUUGUUCUCUAUUAAUUUACAAUGCUUGUCAUGAAGUAUUGAAGUUAUUUUUAAAGCCACAUAGUUUUUUGUUGAAACAUUGUAAAUGAGGUCACACUACUUCAGUUGGAAAGGAAUUUGUAGAUUCUGUUUUGACUUUUUUACUUUAUUUGCAUUAUCAUCCCAGUAAGACUGUCAUUUCAACUUUCUAAUGCUUCACACUUUUGUUUUUGAAUGGUUGUGAUCAAAAGUGAUGGGGUUUUUUUUUGUUAUCAAUGUUGCAGCCAUUCCAGAAGAUGCUUUGAAUGAUGAGAGUGACGAUGAAGACAAAGCCAAUCCGGAUCAGAGAAUUUCAAGUAAAUUCCUACACUAUUGGCAAAUAUAAAUAACUUUAAAAAAAAUAAAAACAUUGAUCUUUUAAUAUUUUUUUUGCAUUUGAUUACCCGUUACCUACUUCACUAUCCCCUUCAUCUAGUUUAAGCAAGGAGCCUUAAAUAUGUUUUUCCUUUUCUUUUUUUUUUUCAGUCCGUCAGGCAGACAAGAGGAUUGCCUGUGAAGAGGAAUUCUCGGACAGUGAAGAUGAGGAUGGUGGAAGAAAAGACAGAAGGGACCACAAAAAGAAGAGACAAAAAACAGAAGGAGAGGAUAAGAAAGAUGGAGAUAAAGGUUCUUAUAAUAAUCAUUUUCUUAGUAAAGUUAUCAAAUGAAAACAUUUGCAUACUGCAAGACAUUUAUUACUACCGGUUACAAAUUUAAGAUAAAUUGUAUGUUAGAAGACAUUUUGGAAACAUGUGUUCAUUGUUAUUCAGUGGAGUUACGGGGCAUAGUAUCUUGCUCCAAUUUUUUAACUGCUUUUAAGGUUGUGAAUAUUUUUAAAAUACCAUAGAUGCCAAAAAAGAUGAGAAAGAGGUCAAGAAAGAACUGCCAGAUGUCAAAGAGGAACCAAAAAGUGCUGAAAAGUAAGCUUCUUAUAUGGUCUUAUAUGUGAUCUGAUGUGGACUAUGAUGGUAAAACAUGAUUUAAAAUGUCUGGAAAUUAAAUUUGUUUUAUAUAUGUAUUAAUUCUUGAAUUUUAUUUUAAAUAGGGAGGAAAAGGCAGCUGGCUUAGCUGAGAAAAAAGGUAUUAUUUUCAUUCUCAAUAAGCUUACUGUGGCUCUUUUGUUUUCUUCUUAUUUUCACCCAGUUAAAUUCCCUUCUUUAUUUAUUUUGUCUCUUACAACUUUGCUUGCAAUUAAGCCUAAAUAUAUCAGAUGUUAUGUGGAAAUCCAGGCAGAGAGUACAACUUAGCCAUAAAUAAUGUUAGAAAUUUUCCUGGAUUUCUAGACCACACACUUGGGAUUCUUCAUCCCAAUAUUAGAGAUCUGUUGGCAGUCUGUCCAUCUCCUUUACUUAAGCCUCACUGUUCCACAGGUGAAACCUCACCCACAGCAAAUAAAGGUGGGGAUGCAUCUCAUGAGAAUGCAAAAGACAAAGAUGCCAAAGAGAUCGACCCCAAGCCUGCACCAUCUACCACUUCUACCCCGGGCUCCAUAGAAGCAGAGAAAAUGGAGCAUUGAUAUGAAAAAAAGUUUUUUAGUUUUGUGUCACCGCAUUUUAUUCAUGUCAGAUUUGGUUAACAAUUUGCCUUUGAAAUUAUAUUAAUAAAUCCUACCAGUGUAAAAUAUUUAAUAUUGCUAAGGUUUGAUAAUUUACAUGUAAUUUAUACCAUCCACUUUUGUAAAGAGCAUAUAGAUUGCACCAGUAAGUUAAAUAUAACUGAUAGAUGAAGAGUUAUUUUGUAGUGUAUGUCUAAGAAAGUUACUCUAAAUACCGGUUUGUAAUGAAUUGUAAAAGAAUCUCUGAAUGGUGUGUAUUGAUAAAUAUUUUUAACCUAGGUUCUUGUGUUCAUCCAUUCAACCAUUUCAGAAUUCAUUUACCAGUUUUUUUAACUUAGAUUUGGAUCACAAGCAGAAGUACCCUGAGUCAGUUUUAUUUUAACAUUCCUGUAACAAAUGCACCAAAGUGUAAGGGAACAUUUAAUACUAAAUUGACCUCUAUUGGAUUCUUAACUCGAUUUAUCUUUAGUUUAUCGAAAGAAUCUUUUUUUUUUAACAUCAGUUUUCUUGUGUAGAAUUCAUAAGUUAUUUAAAAUAAAUAUUUUUGUAUCAUUACUUUUUUUGGGGGUCAAAUGAUCAAAAUACACCAGCUGUUGAUUAAAAUAAUUAGUAUGGUUGAAUUAGUUAAAUUCAAAAACAUUUGUACCAUUAUAACUGUUCAGUAUUUGUACAUGCUGUUGCAGUACUUGAUGAAUUGGGGAUAUAAAGUUUUUAACACUCUAUCUUAUGGGUUUCUUUGUCCUGUGAUGGUUUGCAUGCAAAUGCUGACAAUAUAAAUUUAACUUCAGAGACUAGAAAUUUGUUAUUGGAAUUUGAUUGAAUGACAUAUCUUAACAAGCGGGGAGCAAAUGUUGUUUACUUUUCAUCCACUUUUGUAGGAUGUUGAGAUGAGUGAUGAAUUUAAAGUACUCGAACCUGUGCUCAUCUCCUUUAGUACUGCCUCAGGCAUUAUGACCCUCUGUACAUAGCUCAUAUUUUCUAAAUUACAAGAAGGUGGGACACAAUGUCUGAUGCAGAGUUAAAGGCUGCAUUCGUAUUACCGUAUAUUAAACUUUGUUGUACCUCUUCAAUUUUUAAUAAUAAAUGUUCAUUGGUUUCAUAUUUUUGUUGUUAGUUCUUUUCCCCACUUCAUUUCUGUUCACUUCCAUUCUUAUAAAUUUUUGCAGUCC